CAUUCAAACAAAUACAACCCACUCACUCGUACUGCAUGCACUCUUUCCGUGCAUUUUUGAUCCGCUGCACUCGUCUCUCUUUUCCCUCUCUUUUCUCUUUGUUUCCUUCCCCCGUUACCAUCGCCCAACCACUCGCAAUACCAUCGCAACACCCUCAUCUACCACCCGGCCUGAAUUCAUAAUGGAAGUCUGCCACUCCUCCUCGAACAUGUCGCUCCUUGAUCAGCUCUUCGGUACAGACGGCCGCAAGCACAAGAACGAAGGCAUCUGGAACUGGGUCAAGAACCAAACUAGCAAGCACAAAAACAAGAACAAGGACAGGGACAGCAAUGGCCCUGUCCUGCUUGCCCGUUCCUUCUCCUGCACACCAGCAUCUACCCACAAUCGCUCAGAUUCCUCCAACUCCUCGCGCUCAAAUCGCGCCGCAUCCUACGUAUCCUUCACUUGCUCCCCUACAUCUCCUACCUCCUCAUUUGCACUCUCAUAUACUCAGACCUCAAAUCCACAUGACUCUUCCUCCUCUUCCCCUUCAUCAUCGUCUUCUUCUUCUUCCCCUUCAUCAUCUUCCUCCUCUUCCUGGUCUUCAUCACCCACUAAGGUCUCCCGAGCAGCCUCUCCUUCCUCAAACAUAACAGCAACAUCUGCAUCAAAGAGAGCGCCGUACUUGCAUUCCCGACAAAGGACACAGAGCGUCGCGGCACCAUCUAUGCAAUCCCCUGCAAAGAAUGUUGGUAAUGGUACUCAGGAGCAAUUGUAUCGGUACCCACAUCAGAGUUACAGCCAUGCAGAUGGACCGAUCAAGCGCUCAACCUCGGCCAGGUCCGCACCGGCACACCUCUACACCCACCGCAGGGGCAGUGUGUCUCAUGAAUCAUUGGAGGGUCGGAGGGCCUUAAAGGGCAAGAGAGUUCAGCGAGACACGAUGAACGAGAUUUCGGAGACGGAGUCAAACUCAAGUACAUUAGACAUGUCUAUCGGUAACCAGAAGCAACAGCAGAUGCAACGUUGGGGAGGUUCCCAUGGCGAAUCUGCUCUCUCUGACGAAAGAGACCGAACCCGAGCGAGAAGUAUCGAGAUCCGACAUGCCAAACGGGACGAUUGGUGGUGGGAGUAACAUACGAACUCGUAUUCAUAUACAGAUAUGCAUGCACAAUCAAAAAAAAAAUAGCCAGCAACAACAAACAAGCAGAUAGCCGGCCUGCAGCCUGUACCAUAUAAUUAUGAUAGUAAUAGUAAUAGUAAUAGUAAUAGUAAUAGUAAUAGUAAUAGUAAUAGUAAUAGUAAUAGUAAUAGUAAUAGUAAUAGUAAUAGUAAUAGUAAUAGUAAUA
This is a messenger RNA of Gamsiella multidivaricata, 1328 nucleotides long. RefSeq lists its product as uncharacterized. The transcript is spliced from 2 exons. The record is from RefSeq and is a predicted model, not a curated record. Bases 182 to 1114 code for a protein of 310 amino acids. Lineage: Eukaryota; Fungi; Mortierellomycota; Mortierellomycetes; Mortierellales; Mortierellaceae.